This is a messenger RNA of Papilio xuthus (Asian swallowtail), 4711 nucleotides long. RefSeq names its product E3 ubiquitin-protein ligase CBL (gene Cbl). The coding region runs from base 197 to 2821 and encodes 874 amino acids. The record is from RefSeq and is a predicted model, not a curated record. Gene Ontology annotation, molecular function: calcium ion binding; ubiquitin protein ligase activity; SH3 domain binding. Gene Ontology annotation, cellular component: plasma membrane; membrane raft. Lineage: Eukaryota; Metazoa; Arthropoda; Insecta; Lepidoptera; Papilionidae. Gene Ontology annotation, biological process: negative regulation of epidermal growth factor-activated receptor activity; cell surface receptor signaling pathway. The transcript has 13 exons.
AUACGCGUCGGAGAUGUGUCAGUGAGCGAUCGUUCGCCGCUUAGUGAAAUAUAUUUGUGUCGUAAAUGUGGUUCGUUAGUGUGAUAAUGAGAAAACACAUGUUGGACUAUCUAAUUAUUAAGUGAUGAAAGUGUAUUAAGUUCGGUGUGUUGUUAAAAAUAGUUAUUUUCAUUUGUAUGUCAUCGGACUCUUCAAUAUGGCGGCCCCCCGUCACAAAUCACAACAGAAAAAUAUAUCCUCGAUAUUUUCAAAGUUGCACGGUGCUUUUUCUGAUGCGGUAUGUCCAACAAAGCUGGCAACAGACAAGAGGACCCUAGACAAGACAUGGAAAUUAAUGGAUAAAGUUGUGAAACUGUGUCAACAUCAUAAAAUGAACUUGAAAAACAGCCCGCCGUUUAUACUUGAUAUUUUGCCGGAUACAUAUCAACGGUUGCGCAUUAUUUACUCGAAAUACGAGGAUAAUAUGCAAGAAUUGAAUAAUAACGAACAUUUUAAUAUGUUUAUUAUAAACUUGAUAAGGAAAUGUAAGCAAGCUAUAAAAUUGUUUAAAGAGGGUAAAGAAAAAAUGUUUGACGAGAAUUCUCACUAUAGGCGUAAUUUGACUAAGCUGAGCCUCGUCUUCAGUCAUAUGCUGAGUGAGUUAAAGGCGAUGUUCCCCAAUGGUACAUUUGCUGGUGAUCAGUUCCGUAUUACGAAGAGUGAUGCUGCAGAAUUUUGGAGAACGAACUUUGGUAACAGUACGUUGGUGCCGUGGAAACAUUUCCGUGAGGAGUUGAACAACGUGCACCCGAUAUCCUCGGGCCUGGAGACGAUGGCGCUCAAGACAACGAUAGACUUGACUUGCAAUGAUUUCAUAUCUAACUUUGAGUUUGAUGUAUUUACAAGGUUAUUCCAGCCUUGGAGCACGUUGUUACGGAACUGGCAGCUGUUAGCGGUCACCCAUCCAGGAUAUGUAGCGUUCCUGACAUACGACGAGGUUAAGGCUCGCCUACAAAAAUAUAUUCACAAGACUGGCAGUUAUGUGUUCAGAUUGUCGUGUACCCGUUUAGGACAAUGGGCAAUAGGAUAUGUGACGGCAGACGGUGAGAUUUUGCAGACCAUACCACAGAACAAGAGUCUAGUGCAGGCCCUACUUGAUGGAUAUAGAGAGGGAUUUUACUUGUACCCGGAUGGUCGGGAUGUGAACCCGGACCUGAGCAGUGCUAUCAUAUCCCCAGCGGAGGAUCACAUCACGGUCACACAGGAACAAUACGAAUUGUAUUGUGAAAUGGGCAGCACAUUCCAACUGUGUAAGAUAUGUGCGGAGAACGACAAGGAUAUCAGGAUAGAGCCGUGUGGUCACCUGCUGUGUACGCCGUGUCUCACCGCCUGGCAGAUCGACUCGGAAGGUCAAGGAUGUCCGUUCUGUCGUGCGGAAAUAAAAGGCACCGAGCAAGUGGUGGUCGACGCCUUCGUGCCCCCGAGACCACCAAAUACAACAUCUGAAGCUAAAGGUGCGAUAGUGAAGACUCCAGUGAAGCCAGUGUCAUCAAAUUCCUCGGGAUCUUCAGGUUCCUCAGGCUGUAAUGGUUCCAGUUCAGACAACACAAUAUCGAGUGGUGCGAAUGGCUGGACGUCGCGGAACACAUUCAAUGGUCUCACUGAUGAUAUUGAUGAUCCAGAGGACUGGCCGGAGUUCAACGCGGCGACGUCCACAAUAGACUCGCUGAGGCCGGGCGUGAGGUCGCCGGUCGCCUCGCCGCGACACUCGCCUCGUGCAGCAAGGAAAGCCGCCGCCUCGGCUGAGAACGCGUACGGAGAACUGCGCGCCCCUCCCCUGCCGCCCAGGAAGAGUCUCUCCCCUGCCGAACCCGCGAUCGUCGCGGCCUCCAGUGUGCAGGAUAUUGCUGCAGCGGCUGCUAUGGAACCCAGACGAAGGUCCUCUUUGGAGCCUGAACCUGAUUCACGUCAUCAUCUGACCUCAGUGAUUACUGGCUCUACUGAGACAAUCACAGGCCUUAUAGAUACAAGACACGAGGUACCUCCAGAUCCGAGGGCAUUCGAGAAACCUCGUCGUGCCUGCACCCCGCAGUCCAACAGCCGGCCCCUGCCCGCGCCGCCGCCGGAACCGCGCACACAGACCGACGACAGACCGACAACCGACAGACACGACAAACCUGAAACACGAAACAUACCGACCGAGAACCGACAAGAAAGACACAAUGACACGAACCGACACGCAUAUGAAAGCAGACAGGACAGACCGAAUGAUAGGCACAUAGAUAAUAGACAAGCGGAACGUCACGUCAACGAGCGUGAACGUCACGUCAACGAACGUCACGUGACAAAUGACAGGCACAUAGAGUUUAGACAGCCGCCAGAACGACCUCCCGACAAGCCUGACAGACAGGACAGAAUACAAAAUACUGAUCGAGCUAGUUUUGAUAACACCAGAGUGGAGAGUAGAGGUCCACCAAGACAAAGGUCUUUGCCAUCUUCUACCUGCAGCAGUAUCGACCACCAGCCGACGAAGUCAACGACUAUGCCCAAAUUCCCUUCAGAAGAUGCCAAAGAUCCGCCCUACGAGAAUGUCAGCGUUGAAAAGAACGAAUUAGCGGUUGCACCAAAGAAAAUAAAUCCUCUAACACACGACAAACACGGAAGAAAGUACGGCGACAAUGUAUCGUAUGAAAAUAUAAAUUUGGAUUACAUCGCGCGUUUAGUUGGUGAAGGUUACCCCAAGGACAUAGUCGUGCGCGCAUUGGGCAUUACUAGGAACGAUUUAGAAAUGGCUUGUGAUAUAUUACACGAAUUCGGUUCUAAAAUUCAAAAUAAAUGCUAGAAUAAAACAUUAUUUAUGUUUAAAUUAAAAUCGACUGUUCGUUUUAAAUGAAUAAGGCUUUAGUCUAAUUUUCUAUACUGCAACAAAUAUAAACAAAUUUCUGUUUGCAAUUGACUAUGUUUAUCAAAUAUCACUGAACUAUGGUUAAAAAAAUACAUAAAUAAAAUUAAAAAGUAUAGUUCUAAUCAAGAGAUAUUAUAAAUUUUGUAAACUAAUUCUUAGAAGUUUGCAUUCGGAUGAAACAUAAUAUUUUAUUCUUUUUACACUUAGAUUUUUACUAAUUAAUAAAAAUACGUUACUGUAUCGUGUAUAACUCGCAAUUUAGGGAACAAAAGAGUAUUGUAAAUUGCAUUGAUUAAAGUCAACACACGCAGCCAAAACUGAGAACUCUAUGACAUUUAAAAUUUGUUGUUUUUCUAAUUUGGUUGCUUAUGUUUACAAAAUUUAUAACAUCUAACCAUGGGUUUCAUCUGGAGUGAUAACACAUAUUUUCAUGAGAACAAAGUGUCAGUCGAAAACCCAAAGUUACAAGAACUAUUUAUCAGUAAUUCUUUGAUAUAACCAAACAAUAAAAACAUAUUUAAACCUAAAGCAAUAAAUCUUACCGUUCCUAAACAAGACAUGUGCCUGCAAUUUCUAUGUCUAAAGUUUGUUGCCUCAUACGUGUUAUUUAUACAUUAGACAAUUUGUAUAUUUUACGCGUUGUAUACACUCAUAUUGUAUACACUCGGUUUGUAUAGUUACUCGAUUAUGUAAUUUUAACAUAAGUUUUAACUUAUACUGGACUUAUAGUUUUAAUUGUAACGAACAAAGAUUUAAAUAGUAUAUAAUCUUGACUGUCAUAUAAAUCUAUUUUUAGUAUGACAAAUGAUAAAGAAAUUUUUAAAGUUAAUAAAAGUCUUAUAUGUUUCGACUGUCCAUGUGACAUGUUCAAGGCUUCAAAAUAUUCAAAAUAUAAAUAUUUCAAAUUAAUCUUAAAAUCAGAUUGUCGUGGGGCUUAUAUUAUUACGGUAUUCAUCUGAGAUGUCACGACAGUUGAAUUCUAGGGUAAUGUUAGGAAUGCAUUUAACACUGUAAUAUUUUAUGACAGUAUGUCUAUAUAUUUAAAUCUUCGUUCGCAAUAUGUUUCUAAAUUAGAGCACAACAAUAAUAUGUAAUUCUUUUAAAUAUAAUUAAUAAAGGCUUCACAGAUAAACUACCUUGUAAACUUUAGUCAUCAACUAAUUAGACUAAUUCUAAUGUAACUGUAAAUACUUCCAGAUAUGCGUUGUCAUCUUUGUCAUGUCAUAACAAUGACAAAUGUCACAAUUCAUUGAUAUCGUAAAUGUCAUGUGACACGAUUCAUUUGUGUGAUAUGUCAAUUUGGCAGCGUGUCAGUUUUAAAAAGUUAUAGAGCGACAUUAUUUGGCCCGGUGACAUAUGCAUAGAAAAUGACGUAAAAGAAAAAUCAUGACAAAACAGCUACAGUACGACAAGCAUCUUGUAAUAUCUUUGAUAUAGAGAGCCUAUUGUAAUCUGUACAAAAGUUGCUAUUAUUCGUUCGAAUACUUGCCAGGCCCAAAAUGGUCACGAAAUUCUAGUAUUUUAUUUUAUGGCGUUUUUUUUGUGCCUAAGUAGGUUUUAUAGAUUUUGUAAAAGAACUUUGACAGGCGACCAAAUGCUGCUACUGGCGCCACCUUAGGUUAAAUUUUUUCUCCCUAUUAAGCGUACGAUGAAAGUAUCGGGGAAUUAAUCGCGUUAUGCUCACCGGGUCAGUAUGUCGGUCUGUAGCAACCAUUUUGUGUUAUAGUAUAAGUUAAUUUGAACCGUUUUUAUGACAAUUAAAUUAUCUCAAUUUAAAAUUUAAAAAAAAUAUUUUCACAACUAAUUAAUGAGUUGUUUGAUUUUUGU